UCCACUGGAGAAAAAAAAAAAAAACGACAGGGAGUUACCUCAGCGCUUUCCGAGGUAUGAGAUUGGGUCAUUUACCACCCUGCUCCCUUAUCUAUUAAAGGAGGAAAUCACGAAUUUUACGAAAGCGGUGGGAAACGGACAGAAACACGGGCAAACCUGGAGAACUGGCCCAGUUCUCGGAUAGCUCCUUUUUCUCCUGCUCCCGGCGGAUCAGUCGGAAUCUGAGGGGCGUGCACGCGCGCAUGCGUGUGUGUUUACAAGUGUUUGAACGAGAGCCAGAAACGAGGGAAGGAGGAUAAAACCCCAAGGAAAGAGGGAUGGUGGACAACUCCAGCAGCAGCAAGGCGCAAAUGCCAAGCAUGUCUCAGGAGCCCAGUGUGGCUUUUCCACAGAGCACCUCUACAGGGGGAAUGAAGCUGGAGGCAGUGAUGGAGCAGCUCCAGCGCCAGCAGCAGGCCCGUCUGGAAAUGGAGAGGAAGGAACGGAAGCUGCGAGAGGCCCACAUCAUGUACGCUCAGCAGGUUGCAGCCCAGCAGGCUAUACUGGCUGCAGCCCGGGCUUCCGGGGCAAGCUUCAUGGGCAAAGGCAUGGCCGGAGGCGUUCCUGCAGCCGGCUUGCCUCCUCGGGUGUCCAAUCAGAGCAGCGUGGACUCGGAAAGAGAGGAGGAUGAGGACAGAGGCCGGGAUUCGGGGGAUGAGGAUGAUGACAACGAGAUGAUGGAGGGGGACGAGGGCAGCGACGAGGAUGAGGGAAACGCCAGCGGCCUGGAGUUUCUCCGCAAGCAGACCCUGGCUCUGCAACAGAACGCCUCCCGCAUCCCAGCCCGUCCGUUCGCAGGCUACUCCAUGUCGGCCCCCCAGAGAGCUGUCUCCCCACCUGUUAGAGUGAAGCAGGAACCUGAUGAGGGCAUGUCCCCUGCAGGGCCAAACUCAUCUGCCUCUCCUAAUGGACAGGCCGACUGGGGAUUUGAUGACCACUUCAGACAGAAUGGCAGUGCUGGAUGGACAGAUGAGGCUGACAGUAACAGAGGACGAGGAGAAGCCUCCAGAGACUUUGCUAAGCUGUAUGAGCUGGACAAUGAUCCGAAAAGGAAGGAAUUUUUGGAUGAUCUCUUUACCUUCAUGCAGAAACGAGGAACCCCGGUCAAUCGUAUUCCCAUCAUGGCCAAGCAGGUCCUGGAUCUGUACAUGCUCUACAAGCUGGUAACGGAGAAAGGCGGCCUUGUGGAGGUUAUCAACAAGAAGAUCUGGAGAGAAAUCACCAAGGGACUCAACCUGCCUACAUCCAUCACCAGCGCUGCUUUCACUCUGCGCACACAGUACAUGAAAUACCUGUACCCGUACGAGUGCGAGAGGAAAGGUCUCAGCUCCCCGGGCGAGCUGCAAGCCGCCAUCGACAGUAACCGACGCGAGGGCCGUCGUCCUAGCUACAGCAGCAGCCUCUUCCGCUUCUCUCCUUCUCCAGGCACGGCUCCCCACAUCCUCUCUCCUCCCAAGAUGCAUCUGACAGGCCUUGGCGCCGGGACCUCAGUCACCCUCAAUGGCCUGCAGGCUUCUCCAGGACCCUCUCUGAAGAAAGAAGACCUGACCCCUGCGAUCAUGGCCGCAAGACCUCCUCUUGCGCUGUCUCUGGGUCAGCAGCAGGUGGCUGGUUUGGCGAGAGCUGCCACCCUGGAGCAGCUCAGAGAAAAACUGGAGACCAGUGGGGGAGGAGAGGGGCCAGAGAGAAAGAUGGCCCGCCUGGCAGAGGAGCAGCAGCGCCUCAUGCAGCAGGCUUUCCAACAUAACCUGCUGGCCAUGGCAUCCCAGAUGCCCAUGAAUCUGCGCUUGGGAGCCCCCACCAUCGCCACCAGAGGUCAGCGCUGCCAAGAUGAGAAGCAGCAGGAUAUGUCUCUUAGCAUCUCCACCAAUGGGAAUGCCAGCAUCACUGUAUCUGUGGAGGUUAAUGGCACAAUCUACUCAGGAACCCUGUUUGCCCAGAAGUCCGGCGGGGCACCAGGGCCUGUUGUUGCUGCUAGUGCCGCCUCAUCAUCCCCUGCUGGACCCAGCUCAAGCUUUGGCUUCUCUGCUCCCCAGGCCCAGACCCUCAGCCCCACACCCUCCUCCACCUCCUCCUCCAAGGGCUCUGGCUCCGCUGAGCUGGCGCCCAGCGGUUCCCCCUAACUCGAGCUUUCCUUUGUACCCGCUCCCUAGGCCGCUGCUCCACAGCAAGGCCCCAGCAUGAAUAUACAGUACAAUGAGAAACCGAUAAGAAUAAGAAACUGUUGCACAACAAAUACCUCAACAACCCUGUCAACCUUUUGGCUGUCCAAUCAUGAACAUAGAGCCCCAGAAUAUCACAUAAACCCACUUCUCUGCAUUAAAUUCAUCACAUGCAUAGAUAUACACAAUCUACACACUCAUACACUUAUUAAUCCUAGUGUACAUGCUAAACACAAUCAGCUCAGCCAAAACCCACUGACAGGCGUAUUCACAACUGAACUUGAAAAGUUUUACUUUAGGACAUUUUGUUUGUUUUAUUGCCAUUUUGUUCUCUUUUUGAUUUUUGUUUUUUAGAAUGAUUUUGUUUUCAGUUUUUCUCUUUUUACAUACCUCAAAUCAUGUAACCUGCAGUGGUGUCUUUACCUCAGGAGCUGUAGAAUAUUUAACCUGAAUCAACUUUAUUUUUGUAUUCUGUUUAAACUUGUUGCAAUCAGGGGAAGUCGGGUAUCUCUCACCAACACAACCUCAUGUACAGCGCACUCACCUCACAGCAAUAGGCCUCCAACCCAGGCCACUCAGGUCUGUAACACACUGUAGCCUCGUGUUGAACUCAGACUGGUGAAUGAUAAAGAUGAUGCUGUAGAUCGGCAGAUUAAAUACCUCAUUUCACAACUACCCUCAGUAAAAGACCUUUACAACAGUUGGAAGCCCUAACCUAUACAGGAGCAUCUCAAUAAAUUCAAGUAUCUUUAAAAAUGUAAUUUAAUUCAAGAAGGGAAAUCCACUGCCUCAGAGUCAUGCAUUUCAAGUGUUUAUAUCUGUUAAUUUAAUGAUUAUGGCUUACAGCUAAUGACAAAAAACAUAUUUCAGUUUCUUAGAAAAAAAAUUUAUUUCAUGUACAAAUAUAGGCCUACUGAAAAAUAUGUUCACUCAAUACCUCGUUGAAGCUCCUUGCACAUGAAUUACUCCCAUCAAUGCGACCUGACAGAGAGGUGAUCAGCCUGCGGCUCUGCUGGUCUCUAUUAUUUUCUCCGGUGUCUCUCAUCUUUUACGUAACAGCAUCCUGGUGGGUCUCAGUGGAGUUCAGGUCGGUCCACUUUGCUGGCCAGUUGAACCCAGUGAUACCAUGUUCAUUAAGGCACAUACUGGUACUUUGAAAAGGUACCAAGUCCUGCCAAGUUAAAAUUUCUUGGUAGAUGGCGUGUUCAUGUCCUGAAUAAGUCUUUGUGUGUCGGGGGAUCUUUCAGCGCUAAUCCAGGCUGCAGUCUACGUUUUGUGAAAGUCCCCCAAGUUUGUAAAUGGACAUUUUUUCCUACCUCUGGUCUUCCCUAUGCUUAACAUUAUGCUGAGAAUCUGCACUGUGUUCACAGCCAGCUUCUUUACUUUCCUAGACACUG
Xiphophorus hellerii (green swordtail) is the source of this 3598-nucleotide messenger RNA. Its product is annotated as AT-rich interactive domain-containing protein 3B. The record is from RefSeq and is a predicted model, not a curated record. Gene Ontology annotation, cellular component: nucleus. Gene Ontology annotation, molecular function: DNA binding. Gene Ontology annotation, biological process: regulation of transcription by RNA polymerase II. NCBI's taxonomy places the organism in Eukaryota, Metazoa, Chordata, Actinopteri, Cyprinodontiformes, Poeciliidae. The transcript is spliced from 9 exons. Bases 318 to 2162 code for a protein of 614 amino acids.